AUGCAAAGUAUUAAAUUGUAUGAUUAUUUAAAAGAGAAGUGCCCUUCAUUAUUAGGGGAAGAAGCAAGAUAUUAUCCAACAUUUUGGAUUUAUAAUGGUCAUUUACAAACUGCUUAUGCAGCUUUUGCAAAUUUUGAUGAUGUACAUUUGAUUGACUAUGAAAGAAAAUUUGUUUCUACACCUGAUGGAGGACAAAUUGCAGUUGAUUGGACACCGCCAUUAUCAGAAAAGGUUUUUGACAAUACACCAACGUUAGUAAUGUUACAUGGAUUAACAGGAGGGAGUCAUGAAUCUUAUAUAAGAUGUUUACUUGAGGAACUUACAAAGCCACCACAUAAUUAUAGAGCAGUUGUAGUUAAUUUUCGAGGUUGUUCAGAAUCAUUUAUAACAUCACCAAAACUUUAUUCGGCUGGUGCUACAGAAGAUUUGAGAGUGGCUUUGAACUAUAUAAAAGAAUCCAUCCCAGGAGCACCUUUAAUGGCGGUUGGGUUUAAAGGUGAUAAAACGCCAUUAAUUGGUGCAGUAUCUGUGGCCAAUCCAUUUGAUCUUCUUUGUGGAAAUAGAGCAUUGGAAAGGAGUUAUUUGGGAGAAAGAGUUUAUUCGGCUGCAAUGGCAGAUAAUUUAAAGAAAGGAUAUAUUAGACAUUUAGAUGUAAUGAAGCAAGAUGAUAGAAUUCACAUAGAAAGUGUUCUAUCGUCAAAGACAAUUAGAGAAUUUGAUGAUCGAAUGACAAGAAUAAGUUUUGGAUAUGACACAGUUGAUGAUUAUUAUAGAGAUGCAAGUAGUGCUCAAUACGUUACUAGGGUAAAAAUACCUUUACUUUGUCUAAAUGCAGAGGAUGAUCCUAUUGUAUCCGUCCAAUCUAUACCAUAUGAUGAAUGCAAGUUUAAUCCAUAUGUUAUAUUAGUAACUACAAGUUUUGGAGGACAUUUAGGUUGGUUUGAGGGAUUUUUAAAUCCGUAUAGAUGGUGCAUUAAACCAUUAAGUGAAUAUUGCGUUGCAAUAAUAGAAACAAUUGAAAAAUCAUAA
Messenger RNA from Entrophospora sp. SA101, 1029 nucleotides. The record is from the annotation of a GenBank genome assembly. Lineage: Eukaryota; Fungi; Glomeromycota; Glomeromycetes; Entrophosporales; Entrophosporaceae.